AUGGGCUACUCAGGCGGCGACGACCAACGACAACCUUCGGUAACGAUACCCAUUGCAGUCUGUAUGGGCAUUUCUCUGUACAAUGUUAUUGAGCUCAAUGUUCUUAUCCUCACAACGUUCAAGACAAGGAAGAGCUUGUACUUUUGGAGCUUUCUGGCUGCUACGAAUGGGAUUGCACCUCAUACCAUUGGCUUCCUUCUCAAAAAUCUGGUCUUUUCUGAUAAUUUUGUUUUGUAUAUCACGCUUAUUUCUGUUGGUUGGGUUUUGAUGGUCACGGGCCAAUCGCUCGUCUUAUAUUCUCGACUACACCUCAUUUUCUGGAACCAGUUCAUUCUAAAGCUUGUGCUGGCUAUGAUUAUCACCAAUGCCGUUGUUUUGCACAUUCCAAUCAUCAUUCUUAUGUACGGCGCCAACAGUAGCGACAAGAACCCAUGGGUCCAUCCAUAUCAGAUCUACGAAAAGAUCCAAGUCACGGUGUUCUUCUUUCAAGAGCUUAUCAUCUCGGCAAUCUAUAUCAAAGCAUGUUCUUCGUUCUUUGGGACAGAAGGGCUUUUAUAUCGAAAAGGCGUUCGACGAAUGAGGAGGCAUUUACUCUUUGUCAACGUUGUCAUAAUACUUCUCGACAUUCCGAUCUUGGUCCUCGAAUUCGCAGACUUUUACGACUUUCAGACAGCUUAUAAAGCGAUUGUCUACAGUAUCAAGUUAAAGCUUGAGUUUAACCUUUUGAAUCGGCUUGUGGAUGUUGCAAAAGGGAAUGAUACACGUGGGGCGGAGAGUGGAAAUCAAAUUGUGCGUUUGAAAGCUUUUGAGUAA
Fusarium fujikuroi IMI 58289 is the source of this 813-nucleotide messenger RNA. RefSeq lists its product as uncharacterized. The record is from RefSeq and is a predicted model, not a curated record. The transcript has a single exon. NCBI's taxonomy places the organism in Eukaryota, Fungi, Ascomycota, Sordariomycetes, Hypocreales, Nectriaceae. Bases 1 to 813 code for a protein of 270 amino acids.